AUGGCUAACUCUCCUAGUACUUCCAACGAGACCGUCGUAGUCUCCACUUCCCCACAAAUCCUCUACAUGAACAUGACGAACGUCACCAAACUCACAGCCACCAACUUUCUGAUGUGGAGCCGACAGGUCCAUGCCUUGCUCGAUGGCUACGAUCUGGCUGGCUAUGUUGAUGGAACGGUCAUCGUUCCACCUCCGACAGUCACCACCGCUGAUGUUGUGACUCCAAAUCCAGAUUAUCCGAUCUGGAAACGCCCGAUAAACUGA
This is a messenger RNA of Microthlaspi erraticum, 264 nucleotides long. The record is from the annotation of a GenBank genome assembly. NCBI's taxonomy places the organism in Eukaryota, Viridiplantae, Streptophyta, Magnoliopsida, Brassicales, Brassicaceae.